GAGGCCGCCGCAGGGCAGGGAAAACCGCGCAGUGGAGAAAUAGACCGUGGGGGCGCUCCCGGGCUAGGGAGCGGCGGGGAGGAGCCGCCCUGCUCGUCCCGGAGAGCUUUAAAUUCCCCUACAUUGGGGCAGUCCCGUGCACUCUUACCUGCUAGUGUGCAGUCCGUGUAGCCUCUCUGCACUCCCGGGGACUCCUUGUCAUCUGCUUUGGGUGGGCGAUGCUGUUGCUUAAUUGCAACCUGGAGGAUGAUGGCCUCAAGAAUUUGCUGGAGACAGGAGCAUCUGUCAACGCACCCCCGGAUCCCCAGGAGCAGUCGCCGGUUCACCUAGCUGCAGGUGGCGGCCUGGCUUGCGUUCUUCUCUGGCAGCUGCAAACAGGCGCUGACCUCAAUCAACAGGAUGUUUUGGGAGAAACGCCACUCCACAAGGCAGCGAAAGUUGGAAGCCUGGAAUGCCUUAGCCUCCUCGUGGCCAGUGAUGCCCAGAUUGGCUUAUGUAAUAAGAAUGGGCAAACAGCUGAAGAUCUUGCUUGGUCGUGUGGAUUUCCAGAAUGUGCCAGGUUUCUAACAACGAUUAAAUGUACACAGACAACAAAAUCAUCGGGUGAUCCCUGUGCUCCAGUACUCAGACAGAAGCGAAGCUUAACCAGUGUGGAGAACAGAGCUUUGAAGAGGAAGUGUUGAUAUCUUGUUGGGCAGGAAGAGGUUUGAAGGGCUUCACUUCAGACUGAUCUACAAGCCAUGGCUGUGACUUACCAUAUAGAUAAACUCCAGAGGAGGAAAACUUUCUUCUAAGUGAAGAGAACAUUCAUAAACACAUGUAUUUACAUGACUGUAUUUUGCCUGUGCAUGCUUUGUUAUUUAACUUGUUAAAAGAAUAUUCAAGGAAUAAAAUUUCUGUGAAUUCUUUGCUA
Onychomys torridus (southern grasshopper mouse) is the source of this 913-nucleotide messenger RNA. RefSeq names its product ankyrin repeat domain 37 (gene Ankrd37). The transcript has 5 exons. The record is from RefSeq and is a predicted model, not a curated record. Gene Ontology annotation, molecular function: protein binding. NCBI's taxonomy places the organism in Eukaryota, Metazoa, Chordata, Mammalia, Rodentia, Cricetidae. Bases 219 to 683 code for a protein of 154 amino acids.